Messenger RNA from Hevea brasiliensis (rubber tree), 1376 nucleotides. Its product is annotated as ubiquitin-conjugating enzyme E2 20. The coding region runs from base 260 to 802 and encodes 180 amino acids. The record is from RefSeq and is a predicted model, not a curated record. Lineage: Eukaryota; Viridiplantae; Streptophyta; Magnoliopsida; Malpighiales; Euphorbiaceae. The transcript is spliced from 6 exons.
CGACGCCGCCGUCACUGUAACGUUCAAAAAAGUUUUUCAACUCCCUGUCUCAUGCUUCACCCCUUAAACGGCGCAGCAUCACUUCACCGACUAUCUUUCUUAUAAGUCGCGUCUCUCUAGCUCGCUCUCCCUCGUUGGAACGCGAAGAAAGUCAAAGAAACCCUACCUGAGUCUCUUCUUCCAUUUUUCCGAAACAAAAUCCAUCUCAGUUUCAACUAUUAUUGUUUUGGGUUUUCUUUUCUUUUCAUCAAAAGAAACAAUGGCUACAGUUAAUGGGUACCAAGGCAACACACCCAUGGCAGCUCCGGCGGGGACCCCAUCGAAGCAGACUGUGCCAACGGCAAAGACUGUUGAUACACAAUCUGUGCUCAAACGGUUGCAAUCUGAAUUGAUGGCGUUGAUGAUGAGUGGAGAAGCUGGUAUAUCUGCCUUCCCUGAAGAAGACAACAUAUUUUGCUGGAAAGGAACAAUCACCGGAAGUAAAGACACAGUUUUUGAAGGGACUGAAUACAAGCUAUCCCUUUCUUUUCCAAACGACUACCCCUUCAAGCCACCAAAGGUGAAGUUUGAAACCAGCUGCUUCCAUCCUAAUGUGGAUGUCUAUGGCAACAUUUGCUUGGAUAUUCUUCAGGAUAAAUGGUCAUCCGCAUAUGAUGUUCGAACAAUACUCCUAUCCAUCCAGAGCCUACUUGGAGAACCAAAUAUAAGCUCGCCUCUAAACACUCAAGCCGCUCAACUUUGGUGCAAUCAAGAAGAAUAUAGGAAGAUGGUGGAGAAGUUGUACAAGCCUCCAAGUGCGUAAUUAUGAGAAGGAGAUAGCAUUUUAGGUGCAGAAGCUUAUGUGGACCUCUUUUUCUUCCUCAUAGAAGGGAAGGGUGGGACGAGCUUGUUUUUUGACUUCUUUUCGCCUUUUUUUUUUUCUCGUGUGUUCUUAUUUCUGUAGUUGUUCUCCAUUCAGUGAUCUUACGUGGAAAGAUUGAAUAUAAAAUUGCUCCUCUCUCUCUCUCUCUCUCCCUCUCUCUCAUGGAGUGAAAAUGUAUUGUGUAUAAAAUUCCCUUAAUGCAUCUUACUUUUUUUUUUUCAAAGAUAAUAAUUCAUUGCAUGAGGAGAAAAAGGCAUGAGACCCAUUACAUUAUAGGAUAAAUCAACUACAACAAGAGCAGCAGAUUCAAGCUCUCCUAAACCCAACAUAACAUUAAGAUUUCAUAAACCAAGCCCCAACCCAACCUCCAACCACAUACAUCUCUAAGCCACACUGAAGCAGGCAAUAAGUAUGUUGGAAUCAAACCAAACAAACACGCAAAGAUUUCAAAAAUAGUAUCUCCUCGAGAAAGAAACUCAUAGGACCGAAAAACAAUAUGAAUAUCACCCUGAGA